CCCCCCCGGAGCCCGACUCCGGGCCGGCCAGCAGCCCGAUGGCGGCGGCCGCCAAGCCGCCCGAGCUGCUGGGCAUCUGCUCCAGCUACCAGGCUGUCAUGCCCCACUUCGUGUGCCUGGCCGACGAGUUCCCACAGCCCGCGCGGCCCACCAAGCUGCCCCGGGGCAAGGGCAAGCUGAGGCGGCCCCGCCAGUCGCGCUUCAAGACUCAGCCGGUGACGUUCGACGAGAUCCAGGAGGUGGAGGAGGAGGGGGUGUCCCCCAUGGAGGAGGAGAAGGCUAAGAAGUCCUUCCUGCAGUCGCUCGAGUGCCUGCGGCGGAGCACCCAGAACCUGAGCCUGCCGCGGGAGCAGCUGGGCAGCUCCAAGAUGCGGAACAGCCUGGACUCCAGCGACUCGGACUCAGCGCUGUGAAGCUGCCCCUCCGAGCACCUCGGCCCUGGUCCCGGACUGGUCCCAGGCCGCCUGACCCCCCCCCGCUCUCCGCUUCGACACUGGCUCAGCGGCGAACUCGUAGCCCUCCUCCGGGCGCUUAUCUAGGGCUGUGACCGGGAGCGAGGCGAGGCCGCUGCCCCGUUCAGGCAGCCCGGGAUGGGGGGCCAGGGCGAGGGCUGCUGCCCCUCCCCCCUUUCUUUUUUUCUUUUACUCUGCCCAGUCCAAACCCUGAUGUGAAUGUGCCUGGUUCUAGAAGCGUCGGAAGUGAGGAGAGAGAGAGAGAGAGAGAGA
Molecule: messenger RNA, 725 nt
Organism: Gracilinanus agilis (Agile Gracile Mouse Opossum)
Lineage: Eukaryota; Metazoa; Chordata; Mammalia; Didelphimorphia; Didelphidae
Gene: CUNH11orf96
Product: chromosome unknown C11orf96 homolog
Exons: 1
Coding region: 39-413 (124 amino acids)
Source: RefSeq, a predicted model, not a curated record